AUGUCUCGUCCAGAAGAUAUACUUCCCCCAGAUCUCCACUACAAUGACACAGAAGCACGCAAAUACACGACCUCCUCCCGUAUUCAGAACAUCCAGGCCUCCAUGACCCACCGCGCUCUCGAACUCCUAAAUCUCGACAAGUCCUCUAUGAUCCUAGACAUCGGAUGUGGCUCGGGUCUCUCAGGCGAGAUCCUCUCCUCUAUCGAGCCCUCAGAAGGAGGACCUCACAUUUGGGUGGGAAUGGACAUAUCCGCCUCCAUGCUAGAUAUCGCACUACAGCGAGAUGUGGAAGGAGAUUUAAUGCUCGCGGAUAUUGGACAGGGCGUCCCAUUCCGAGCGGGAAGUUUCGAUGCCGCUAUCUCCAUUAGUGCUAUUCAAUGGCUUUGCAAUGCAGAGAGUAGUGACGUCUCGCCAAUUGGAAGAUUAUCAAGAUUUUUCAAUGGUUUAUAUGCCAGUUUGAAGCGCGGUGGCAGAGCGGUGUGCCAGUUUUACCCGAAGAAUGAGCAGCAGAGGACUAUGAUCAGCAGCGCUGCUAUUAAGGCUGGGUUUGGCGCAGGUAUCUUGGAAGAUGAUCCAGGGACUAAGAGCGGCAAGCUUUAUUUAGUUUUGACAGUGGGUGGAUCGGCAGAGGAGGGCAAUGGUGGUGAUAUUACUGGUGUGGUGCGGGGACUGGAGGGAGUUGAUGUGCUGGAUGCGAGGAGGAAACAUAAGGAGAAAGGAAGAGAUAUUAAGAAGGGGAGUAAGGCUUGGAUCAUGAACAAGAAGGAACAGAUGGAGCGGAAAGGAAAGGUGGUAAAGCAGUCUUCUAAGUAUACGGGAAGGAAGCGGAAUAUUGCCUUUUAG
Venustampulla echinocandica is the source of this 843-nucleotide messenger RNA. RefSeq lists its product as uncharacterized. Gene Ontology annotation, molecular function: rRNA (guanine) methyltransferase activity. Gene Ontology annotation, cellular component: nucleolus. The record is from RefSeq and is a predicted model, not a curated record. The transcript is spliced from 2 exons. Lineage: Eukaryota; Fungi; Ascomycota; Leotiomycetes; Helotiales; Pleuroascaceae. Gene Ontology annotation, biological process: rRNA (guanine-N7)-methylation. Bases 1 to 843 code for a protein of 280 amino acids.